AUGGAUUCCAACACCUCAGCCACCGCCGCCGCCCGCCCCUGCUGGAAGGUGGACACGGCCAACGGCGAGCAGCAUACCAAGUACAUUCCGCUCCACCACGCACGCCAGUUCUUCGCCGUCGACGCCUCGGGCUCCACCGCUGGCACCGUCAUCGCCCGAGAGCAUGAGUUCGUGACGAAGCUCCACGACGGCCACCCCCAUGACCGAGCCGCUCUCUGGGGGUCCGACUGCGAGGACCCGGCCGACAACUUCCCCAUAGCACCCUGGAGAGCAGCCAGCGGCGGCACCCAGCCCUCGCGCAUCCUGCAUAACCAGCGCGUCCUCGACACCAUUGCUGCCUCGGACCUCUGGUACCUGCUCACUGACGGCGAGAUCUGGGGAGACGAUGUCCAGAGGCUGUGCGGGCUCGCCGUCGACACCGGAGUGCUCAAUGUCCCCACCAUCUUCGUCAUCACCGGCACCAGGGGCUCGUCUCGACCCUCAGACCUCAACGUGUCCGUCGGCAUUUCCUUCUUCGCCAACGCCCAGCACGUCCUCAUUCUCUUCAAGGAAUCAUCCACCGGCCACUUGUACAUCAUCGCCGCCAAGGGCUGCUUCGCCGCCCUGGAUUCCAACACUGCCAACACAGCUCCCGACCUUUCGAGCUGGACUCCGCUGAAGGAGCUCUUCUCCGAGCGCGACCUCAUUCAGCUGCUGCGCACAGCCGCCAUCCAAGUGCCCACCGCCGAGACCCGUCCCAGCCUUGUGUCGGGCACCAUCAGCCUGGGAGAAGAGUGGGAGAAGUGGAACCCGAACACUGUCGUCGAUCUGGACCUCCUUGUCACCGCCGGGGGCAAGCUCACCAAUACGGACCUGGAGCAGCUCCUGGACGACGCCGCCUUUGGCAACCUUUCACUGGCCUUCAAGACUCGCGGCCGCAUCCAGGACCUGCGCAGCUUCGUCAUGAGCCAGAAGGUCGACGAGAUCAACCUCAGGCUAGAGGACAUAUCCGGAGCUCGCGCCCUCAUUGCGCGUCUCAGCGAUCAGACUCUCGACGCCAACGCGCGAGAUGCCCUGCAGCUCGAGCUGCGCGAGGCUCACGCCCGCAACCGUCACCACUACCAAGAUGCCGUCAAGAGGCUGAAGGAGUCGGGCGAGCAUCAGGCCGCGCGCAACCGCAACACCCUCGUGAACUUCGCACUGGAGCAGCUCGCCGCCAUGGAAAGCUCGACCUACACUGCCAACAUCCUCGCUCGCCCCAGCAACCGCGCUCGCCGAGCCGCCAUGGUCACGGGUGGCGGCGAGAUCUCGGUGCAGAGCCUCGACCUGGAGACCCCGAACGCUUUCCGCGGUGACUGUCACAUUUGCUGCGGUGAAAACGAGGUCAUGUCCAUCUCGCUCAAGGCCGGUGCCGACGCCGCAGCCAACACAGACAACUUCGCCCUCGACUUCCCUCUCGCCGCCGGCCGCUUCAACUCCAAUAAAGACGUCAUCUCCAGCCAGCUUGUCUGCUUCCAAUGCGCUCUUGCUUUCGAAGGGAGAUCGUUGUUCAAGGAAGACGUGGCCGCCGUGUUGCCCGCAGUCGACUGCCACGAGAGCAACAAGAAGUACAUCCACGAGCAGUUGCACCUCGCUCUGACAGGCGGCCUCCGCGUGGGUGCGUCUGGCACGUCGCAGCUCUUCAUGACAAUCCUGGACCGCACUCUCCGGGAAAAGGAAUGGGCGGGCGCUGGCUCCGAGAUGGCCCUGGAUGCAGAGGUAGCCCAGCGGCGGGACUUGUUCCGGUGGGUCUUGGCCAACCUACUCGAAAGGACCGGCUGCAGGGAGACGUUCAACGAGCAGGGCCAGUGGGUCACGUACAGCAAGGCGCUCGCGUGGGCCGCCAAGGAUUUCCGCGAGCAGGGGCUCGACAGCUGGGCUGUGGGCUACCCGACGGCCGGCUUCAUGCAACUGAUCCGGUUCGGCCGGCAGCUGGAAGCCUUUGAUGCACAGACGGCGCGAGACUUGCGGCUGGCAAAGGUGCUGCACUCGGUGGCGUCGGCAUACCUGGCGCAGCUGUACAAGAACAUGCACACCGGCAACCAAGCAUGGAAGCAGCCACUGCUCGCGCUCAUCUACGCAGAGUUCAACGGUGACCUCGUUCCCACGGACAAGCGCGGCUACAAGUCCGUCCUCGGUGACUCGGCCGUGUUCUGGGAGCGCCUGUCCGCCUUCCUGACGGCCGACGUCGAGCUCCUCGCCGACUGGGACGCCGCCGACAUGGAGCGCGCAAUGAGACGGGUGCAGGUCCUCACCUUCUGGCUCGUCUACCUCCAGCGUGACCACACCCGAGCAAAGACGUACUUCCAGAAGCUCCGCAACGAACAGCCCCUCUCCCAUGCCGUUCUCGACCCCCACACCGCCGACCCCCUCGCCCCAUCCGUCACCCACCCCACCCUCCUCUCCAUCUUCCGCGGCGACGACACCACCGACCCCACCACCCUCGCCCUCCGCGCCCGCCACACCGGCGGCGCCCCCUUCUUCACCCCCUUCGGCCCGAGCGUCCUGCGUUGCUGCUACCCCGCCUGCCAGGAGCAAUUCCUCCCCGCCGAACAGCUGGCGGAGGUGAAGAAGCUCGCAGAGUCGGACGCGCCCUGGCCGGCCCGCGUCCUCGACCAACUCCGCCAGGCCCGCGCCAACCACCUCACCAAGGUCUUCGCCACCGACGCGAGGGCCUUCGCGGCCGAGAGCCAGACGGGCCUCCCCGCCGUCACCGCCUCCCCCGCCCCGCCUCACAGCAUGCACUACAACCUCCACGUCAGCAUCGCACGUGCGUGGUCGCGCAUCGCCGACGCCGAGGGCGAGGGCGAUGACGAUGCGAUUUCGGCGGUCGAUCGCAAGCGUCGCAUCGCCGCCGCCGUGAGGGAUGGGGGCGCGGCAGAGGAGCUCGUUACUUUUGUGGAGGAGGUGAAGAGGGAGGUUUGCAAAUCGAGGCGCGGAGACGUGUUUCAGGAGCUGUUGGACGAGGAUACGAAGCUGGCGUUGCCGAGCUUUUUGGAGUCGUUGAGGGCGGCGCUGAGGUUGGAGCAGAAGCAGGAGGGCGAUGUCGACGUUGCGGCGUACGUGCAUGACUGGGAGAAGAACAAGUUGGAGGACAAGUUGAGGUGGGAGUUGAGGCGGGAGGAGGCGGGGUUGUGA
Messenger RNA from Diplodia corticola, 3156 nucleotides. RefSeq names its product mg754 protein. The coding region runs from base 1 to 3156 and encodes 1051 amino acids. The transcript has a single exon. The record is from RefSeq and is a predicted model, not a curated record. Lineage: Eukaryota; Fungi; Ascomycota; Dothideomycetes; Botryosphaeriales; Botryosphaeriaceae.